Molecule: messenger RNA, 2546 nt
Organism: Malaclemys terrapin pileata
Lineage: Eukaryota; Metazoa; Chordata; Testudines; Emydidae
Product: arylamine N-acetyltransferase, pineal gland isozyme NAT-10-like
Exons: 2
Coding region: 400-1323 (307 amino acids)
Molecular function (GO): acetyltransferase activity
Source: RefSeq, a predicted model, not a curated record
AUGUGACAACAAAUGAUGCUUUCUGGGAAGGACUAGCCUAAGACUCCUGUCAUCUUUCGCUUCACAGAAGACAGUGGGAUCUAGUAGUUUGAGAAAAUCCAAAGGAAGCAAUACAAUCCCAACCAAAGCUUCUCUAACUCUGAUAAUCUGGAAGCAAAAAAGGUCAGGAAAAUAUAUUCAUUCACUCUCAAGCCAUAGACUAUAAAUUAUUUUCAACAGCUAAACAUGUACACUCAGGCAUCUCCAGAUUCUCUGUUUAGAAAGCUGCCUCUAGAUCACUGAUGGGUUAAAAGCCUGGGAUCUCACAUGGAAGUCAAAACCAACCGCUUAUGAGGAAGACUGAUGAGCAUGAUGGCCUUUCGUUGUCCACCCUGUAAAGGAGGAAGGUGACCCCAGCUCAUGGGAGUCACUGGUGGACAAGGUGAACGGAAAAGACAUCGCUCAGGCAAUAUGUACAUCGAAGAAUAUUUAGCAAGAAUUGGAUACAAAGGCUCCCAUGAAAAACAUGAUUUGGAAACCUUAACUGCAAUCUUCCAGCACCACAUCCGAACUGUUCCAUUUGAAAAUCUCAGCAUCCAUUGUGGGGAAACCAUUACCUUGGAUUUAGACCAGGUUUACAACAAAAUUGUAAGGAAAAAGCGUGGUGGAUGGUGCAUGGAACAAAACCAACUUUUAUGUUGGGUGCUGAAAACACUGGGAUAUGACACCACUCUUUUAGGAGCAUAUAUAUACAACCUGCACCAAAACACAUAUGCUUCCCAAAUGACCCACCUUCUGCUAAAGGUGGAUAUUGAUGAUAGAGCCUAUAUCCUGGAUGGAGGCUUUGGUGUAUCCUAUCAAAUUUGGCAACCAAUGGAACUUAUUUCUGGGAAAGACCAGCCUCAGACUCCUGGCAUCUUUCGCUUCACAGAAAACAAUGGGACCUGGUACUUUGAGAAAAUAAGAAGGAAACAAUACAUUGCCAACCAAAGCUUCUCUAAUUCUGAUCUUCUGGAAAGAAGUGAGUGCAGGAAAAUUUACUUGUUCAGUCUUGAGCCACGAACAAUCAGAGAUUUCCAGUUCCAACGUACGUAUCUUCAGACAUCUCCAGAUUCCCUGUUUACAAAGAAGUCAAUCUGCAGCCUGCAGACCACUGAUGGGUUUCGAGCUUUAAUUGGGUGGACACUCAUUGAGACAACUUACAACUACAAGGACAACACAGAUCUGGUAGAAUUCAUGACUCUUAAAGAUGAAGAGGUGGAGGAGACACUGAAAGAUAAAUUCAGCUUAACAUUAGAGAGAAAAUUUGUCCCAAUUAACCUCAAAGGACUGUACGUGAUUUAGUGUAGUGCUAAAACAUACAAUAAUUCUAUGCAAUUGCAGCAUCUUUCACAGUCUAAUAUGACAUUCAAUAAAUGACCUAAAAUCCAUUAAUACCAGGUUAAAAUGAGAACUUAAGUUCAGAAAAACAGGCACUUCAGAGUCCCAUGUUGAUUAGUUACCACCGAGAGAAUAAAUGGAGCCCACACACACUUUUGUGGGCACAAAUUUAGAGACUGGUUUGAGGCUGGAUGAAGAUCUGAGAGGACAUGUGGUCCAGGGAGGAAAAGUUUUCUAGUGGUGUAAGAACACAACUUGGAGAGGAGUACUGGGGUUUCUGUGCUACUGACAUAUAUAUGCUGGGACCAUUAGGGAAAUCACAUUUCCAAACUUGGCUGCUUAAAUUUAGACACCUGAAGAUCAGACCACUUAUUUAGGUCUGAAAUGUGGAUUUAGAAGUACUGUACCAAGCACUCAACUCCAUAUCCCCAUUUUACAGAUGGGGAAAAUAUACUUCCCCACCUCCAGGGUGUGUUAGGAGGAAUAAUUCAUUCAUGUAUGUAGGGCACUUUAAGGUCCCCAGACUUACAAGUGCAGAGUAUUAUCCAAUUUCUCUCUGUGAUUACUACAACGAACCACACAUGUUAAUUAUGUUUAGUAUGUCCAUUUUUUUCUUAUGAUGCUUUUGUAGUGGUACUAAUUCACAUCCUGUCUAAAGGAUGAAUUGUAAUAUGGUGCCCAAACUUGUUUCUCUAUUGUGCCUACUUCCAUUCCACAUGGCCACAAACUGAAAUUCCUUAAAGACAGAUACAAAUGGGAAUGUUAUCAAGGUGACGAGCAUAAAAAGCAUCCAACUGAAUCAAGUCUAUUUAAAGAAACUCCUUGUCUAACUAAUGAGUCCCCUCUUCUAAUAUCUGUGGUUUUGCAAUUGCAGUUCCCUGUUCUAAAAAUGUUUCUCUCCAUCAUGUUGCUAUGUGAAAGACCCAUAAAAACAGAGAAAUUGACUGUGCAGGGGAAACAGUGUCAAAACAAAGUUAACAGAGUAGACCACUGAGAAAAAUAAUUCUCCAGUCGUUUUUCCUGAUGGUAAUCUUACAUGCUGCUUUUAACAAUAGCAGGUUAAAGAAGAGAAUCAAGACAUUUUCUUUUCAGUGGACAGCCUCCUUGUUCUAACAUGAUUUAUGAAAAACUCAUGAAAUACAAAAAUAUAUUAAAAAUAAAUAAAUGAAAACAAGUCUUUGUAAGUA